GCGAAGAAGCAUCGAGAUCUCGAGGCUCAGAAGGCCACGACAGCCACGACGCUGGUAAUCCGGAACCUCCCAGACACGAUUACUAACCAGGACACUGCCCUGAAGUGGCUGCAGGCCAUUGCUGACUUGAGGGGCUAUGACUUCUUCCUCUUCUUCCCAAAGCCCAGGGCGAAAUCUAGCACCAUGGCCUAUGCCUUCGUCAACUUCUGCUUUGCGAGUCGGAUGGAGGCAUGCCGGCAGAGCCUGCGUGGCUACAGUGUCGAGGGCAGCGACCCCUUGAAUGUGGUGGUGGCAAAGGACACUCAAGGUCUACAAGCCUGCAGGUCCCAUUUUCAGCCUCUCAUCGAGGAGGGCCGGCUGCUGCCGAUCAUCCGGUGCUUUGACGAGGCGGCUGCAGAAAUUCCCGCCCGGGUGGGCUAUCAGUGA
Molecule: messenger RNA, 426 nt
Organism: Symbiodinium necroappetens
Lineage: Eukaryota; Dinophyceae; Suessiales; Symbiodiniaceae
Source: the annotation of a GenBank genome assembly